Messenger RNA from Rotaria socialis, 996 nucleotides. The record is from the annotation of a GenBank genome assembly. NCBI's taxonomy places the organism in Eukaryota, Metazoa, Rotifera, Eurotatoria, Philodinida, Philodinidae.
AUGUGUGACGACAAUGUUGUCGCAGGAGAAUCAGGAUCACAACAACCCAAUAUGACUUCACCAUCGCCCAAAGAUAAACCAGCUGAAAUUGCAGCAAAAAAACGUGGAAAAAAAAGCAAAGCCAAGACUUCUGCUGGACUCACUUCGGCUGCAGAUAAAGACGUCUCGGAGUUGCUCACUGAGGAUGAAGAUGAGACCCACACAGACUGCACUACUGGUCAAGUUGGAACAUCGACUGAACCAGGAAUAAAUUCGCCGUCUGCAUUAGAUAAUUCAUCAUCAUUAUCACCAAUUUCACCUAAAACAAAUUCACUGUGCUGGAAUUUGUUUGUCAUUGUAGGCGUAUUCGUUCUCAUUAUAGGCAUACUUGCCGGAUUUUGUUGCGUGACAAAUAAAGACUCGGAUACAUAUCACAAUGGUGAUGAUUGGCGUGAGAAAGUUGAUCCUGAGAAUGUACUCUCAUCAGGUCAAAGAAGUACAAUAUGUGCUUCGUUAAGACCAAUUCUCGAUAAAUCUUUCAAAACCGAAGAAGAUAGUGUAUCUACUCUAUUAAUUUUAUCAUCGAAUGAAAAAUAUGCUGCAGAUCUAGCUCGAUGUAUCCUAGCAUUAGUCAAUACUGACAAGCAUAAAGAUAAGGUAUCGACUGAAAUCAAUCUUCCAUCGUAUCUUGGUGAUAAAAUUCGAUUAGACACAAAUAUGAAGUCUUUACUUCAGACGGGUGAUACGAUACGAGCUCUCCUGUUACGUCAUAUUGAUAAUACCUUAUCAAAUGAUGGAUUCGAACAACUUCGUCUUUUAUUUGCUUAUUGUGAUGGUGAAAAUCCUGUGAUUUCAAAUCGAUUGAUAAUUAUGACAGCAACAAGUCUAGAUGAAAGUGAAUUGCGUGAAAAAUUCAAAAUACAUUGGCCACAAGAACAUGAUUUUGUUGAUGCGCUUAUGGCUCGUAUUAGUGGACACACACUGUUUGUUGAAAACGAUCAAAAAUCUAUUUGUUGA